AUGGCCAGGGAAGUCCCUCACUGUUGCUUCUUUAUCGAAGAUGCCUCUCCAGCUCUAUUUCUCUGCAGCUUUUAUCACUAUCUGCAACUAUUUUACUUAAUCACGUGUUUUCUGUUCAUUGUGUGCUUCCUAUCUGAAGAUAAGCUUUAUAAGAGGAUCAACUGUAUAUUCAGCAGUUUCUGUGUCAUUUUAGUAAACAUACAUCAGGUAACUGGCUGGCUGGACAAACAAAUAAAUACAUUUAUCUCCAAGGUCCCCUUCAGCUGUAUGAUUUUCUUGCUAUAUAUAUACACACAACUGAGAAUCACUUUGUUGUACACCUGA
Molecule: messenger RNA, 324 nt
Organism: Rangifer tarandus platyrhynchus (Svalbard reindeer)
Lineage: Eukaryota; Metazoa; Chordata; Mammalia; Artiodactyla; Cervidae
Source: the annotation of a GenBank genome assembly